Penicillium bovifimosum is the source of this 729-nucleotide messenger RNA. RefSeq lists its product as uncharacterized. The record is from RefSeq and is a predicted model, not a curated record. The transcript has a single exon. Bases 1 to 729 code for a protein of 242 amino acids. Lineage: Eukaryota; Fungi; Ascomycota; Eurotiomycetes; Eurotiales; Aspergillaceae.
AUGGGUUUCUUUACCAGCACACUGCUACUAUCUGCUGCCGCAGUGACUCUGGCACUGCCCGAGGGUCUUCUCCCCAGACAGGAUACCAAUACAUGUGCCAACACAAGACAAUGCAGAGACCCCUUUAACUUCGAUCGAGCUUCGCAAAAAUAUUGCAAUACUGUGACCCAUCAGUGUGAGCCACGACUCGACAACGGGGAGCAGUGCACCACCCAUGACGCCUGCAAGGGUGUUUGUGUAUCAGGUUUCUGCAAGCAAGAUUUCGUCGGCGAAUCCUGCGAAGCUGCGACUGACUGUGGCCCCACUGGUCGAGGUUAUCUGUGCUCGCCCAUCACAAAGACUUGUCUUCUGUCUGAGCGUUACAAGGGCCUCCCGUGUGUCGAAAAUGAGCAGUGCGUGACUGGCUAUUGCUCUAAGAGCAGCGGCCUCUGUGAUCACAAACCUGGCGCGGAGUUUUCAGAAUGUUCGAGUAAUGCCGACUGUUCAGCACCCAAUGUCUGCCGCAAGACCCAGUGGCAUGAUACAAAGACGUGCCAGGCUACGGAUGGAACUCUUUACUCUCCUUGCUCGGCUGAGAAGAAGUGUGUGGGGAAGCUACAGUGCAAAAAUGGAGAGUGCUCUCAGCCGCCGCAGUGUACUGAGCAGGGACUGGCCUGUUCCAAGAAUGCGAACUGCUGCUCAGGAAAGUGCAGCACCACUGGCCUGUUUUUCCUCUGGCAGUGUGAAUAG